Molecule: messenger RNA, 488 nt
Organism: Protopolystoma xenopodis
Lineage: Eukaryota; Metazoa; Platyhelminthes; Monogenea; Polystomatidea; Polystomatidae
Source: the annotation of a GenBank genome assembly
CCAAACUAGUACAACUUUUAAAAAUCUGUAGUAAAUCGCAUAGCAUAACACAUUUAUCUCCACUCACAGGUUCAGCACAUUACCAGCCAACAUUCUCUAUCUGUUCUCCCGGUCACGUUUGUCAAUUUGGUGGCCGCUGUCCAAGAAGAAACCCAAUUCGAAAUGCCUACUUUUCUCAAGGAUCCUCAGGCAAGGAUGUGCUGGACGUUGGCUCAUCAAUGGACAGCAAUGUUUAUAAUUGGCCAAGCCUACUUCUGCCGAGGCUAGAUGGGCAAUUUGACGAAAUGACAGAGGAAAGUAAGGAUAGAUCCAAUCUUAGGCUUGAUCUGCCUGGCUGCAACUGUGCUCAUCUCGACUGCCUUAACGCCUGGCCAGAAACAAUAUGUGCUAGUGAUGGGUUGACCUACUCUAACUCCUGUUUUAUGCAGAGAGCAGCUUGUCAACAGCAGAGAGAAUUGCGUCUGCUUUAUCGUGGGAACUGUCAAUAA